This is a messenger RNA of Mytilus trossulus (common blue mussel), 2134 nucleotides long. RefSeq names its product tetraspanin-1-like. Bases 103 to 909 code for a protein of 268 amino acids. The record is from RefSeq and is a predicted model, not a curated record. The transcript is spliced from 7 exons. Lineage: Eukaryota; Metazoa; Mollusca; Bivalvia; Mytilida; Mytilidae. Gene Ontology annotation, cellular component: plasma membrane.
CCACGGAUAAAAUCCAUCCAACUGAACGUGUUAAUCGAUUACUGAGAGUCAAUUUCACUGUAGCUGUUUAAAGAUCUACGAUGGAAGGAUACCACUAAAUUAAUGCAAAUGGGAAAAUGCAGCAUCGAAACGAUAUCAAAAAUUAUUCUCAUUACAAUCAACGUCAUAUUUAUUGCUAUAGGAUUUGUUAUAGCAGCAUUCGGGAUUGUAGUUGCCUCCGGAAGUAACAUAUUUGGAGGCUAUAUUGAACCUUUAUUUCGAGAUGCAGGUGGAAGUGAAUCUGUUGGUUCCUUUUUUCUCUAUGUAGCAAUAUCUGCUGCCGUUUUAGGCAGCUUUAUUCUAGUUAUAGCGUCAGUUGGAGCUUGUGGUGCCUGCUGCAAUAAGAAAUGCUUGCUGUAUUCGUUUGUUGCAGCAAUGGUUGCCAUCUUAGUUAUUGAGAUAGCGUUAGUUGUUGUCUGUGUUUUGAAAUGGGAUUGGGUUGAAUCUCAACUGAAAAGUGCCUUACAGAUAUCCAUAGAUGACCAAUAUGCUGGAUCAACAGCAACAGAUCCGAUAUCCGUGGCAUGGAACUAUGCAUUUGUAACGUUUCAUUGCUGCGGUGUGUAUAAUUCUACUGACUUGUCGUCAGCUAAGAAAUGGAAUUCAACAAACAAAGUACCAGACACGUGCUGUAUUGUAACAGGAGAUUUUCCUGAUCAGAGUGGUCCUACAGAUCCUUCAUGUCCCACGAAACCUACAACAGGAAACUCUCAUGCACACAAGGGCUGUUAUGAAUCUAUUCUGGACUUGAUAUUACAAUACAACGAUUAUAUACUAGGCAUUUCAGCUGCGAUUGCUACACUGCAGAUAUUUACACUUGUUGCUGCCAUCGUGAUAGCCAGGACAAGAAAUAAAAUCCGUCCCACGUGACAAAGCUGACCUGCAUUACAGUUCCUUUAUUCAGUGAUUCUUUCAAACAUAUUGUAGUAUGGUUUCAUUAAGUUCGUUGGCUGUCGAAGUAUAUGACGAUGUUAUAGUCAAAUAACUGUACAUGGGAAAACUAUUAUGAUUUAUAACAAACAUUUAUUUAAUUGACUGUUUACAAAUUGACUGUUUACAAACUAUUAUGAAACUAAGAUUGACAAACCCAUUAGGCUAAGCUAAACGUAGAUUGGUGUGGCUACAUUUUUUUUUUGUCAUACAGCUUUUCAACUGUUGCGGCUCUUAUAUAUCAUUGACUUUCAAAUAUUCAGCUUUGAGAGUUCUUGGUGAAAUUAAAUCCAUUUGAUUAUUUAUAAGAUUUGCAUUCUUGUUAUCAGCUUAAUUAUGGUAAUUAUAUCGAAACAAGAAAGAUUGUACUGAAAUAUGAAAGAGAUUACCUCAAUGCUGUCAUGUUAAUGCGAUUAUAUCCGAUAUAUUAUGAAUGCCUUAAAAGCUAUAUACUAUUAUCAACUCUUAAUGUUUUUUUCUAACUUUUUUAAAGAAAUAUAUCUAUUCUUAACAGAAAUGGCUUUGUCUACUUUGAUCAAACACGUUUGAGAGAAGAAAAAGCAACAACAUCAAUAUGUUUCAAUUAGAUGAUACGGGAAUAAAUGAGAUCAAAACCUAGGAAGAUAUGCAAAUAAUUGUAUUGAAUUGAUUUAGUAUCAAAUAUGCACCGAAUGAAACCGGCAAUCAAAAGUAAAAUGGUGAUAGACGCUGCAAUUUCUUCUUCCUGCUUUACAGGCUUAUCAAGUACAAUGUAAAUUACAAUGUCAUUUUCCUUCUAUGGUGAGGUCUGAACUGUGCGAAAAGAGUCACAAUUUGUAUUUCUUGUCCUGCCGUUUACACGUUCGUCAAUAUAUCAAAAGCGGAAUCUUUUUGAUAUUUAUGCUAGUUGAACCACGUUUAAAAACAAAAAAUAUCAUCAGUGUGUAUAGUGUCAAUGUUUAAAUAUCUAAACAAAGUUUUCUUGUUCGUUCUUGGCAAGUGACAACACUUAUGAGUCAACCAUCAAGGUAAAUCAUUUCCCAAACGGACCAUAAACAUUACGUCAGAGAUCUUCUGUCAUCCUUUCCUGACGUAAAAGCAGAAAGCAUGGCAUGUUUCUUGUUAAUAAUAUAUAAGCUUUAAAUUUGUAUUGUUCAUAUUUAGAAUAAAAUGUUACACUUGCUUA